Tetrahymena thermophila SB210 is the source of this 693-nucleotide messenger RNA. RefSeq lists its product as hypothetical. The record is from RefSeq and is a predicted model, not a curated record. Lineage: Eukaryota; Ciliophora; Oligohymenophorea; Hymenostomatida; Tetrahymenidae. The transcript has a single exon.
AUGUUUUCUAAAGCUCCUCGUCCAGCUUCUUGCAAGCCUUUGAGUUCUAAAGAAGUUAUUAGCAUAUAAAAAGGUGCUACAGAUUUGGGAAAAGCUCUAUUUUAUGCUAUUAAACAUUAAGAUUAUAAACAUGCAUCAGAACUAGUUGCACUUGGGGCCCCUAUUGAAAGAUGCUAUGAAGUUGAAAAAGAUGUAUACAGAACAACUUGCAGUCUAUUAGUUGGAAUGAUUUGCACAGCGAGAAUUGCCAAGGGACAUAGAGAAAUCAGCUAUAGAAUUCCAGACAGAAUACUUGAUACAUUUAUUUAGCUAGGAGUAGAUUUAAGAUGCCAUUGCUCAAAUAAAUUUGAACACAGAUGUCCUCUCUUUGUCGCUCUGAAAAUUUUAAACGUCCAAAAUGAAUAGGAAUUAUUCAAAGAUAAAAAUCAAAUUGUACAAAAAUUGAUCAUAAAUGGAGCAACAAUAAAAAACCAUAUUUAACCCCACAAAACAUUCCAUAAUAUUCCUCACUUUGAUAUAGAAGGUAUAAGAUCCUACUUAAUAUCAAAAAGCUAGCUAGCUUCUGUCAAGAAGAGUGGAUCCCUAUAGACAGCAACUUCAAAUUAUCAUGAUAAUUGUAAAAACCCUCUUCCUUAUAAGCACAAUAGCGAGUUUAGCAAAACAGGAUACAAUUUUACCUUUUAAUACAAAUGA